AACAAUCUAACCGCUAACUUAAGCCUUAACCAUUAUUUGUUUCUCUUGUUUGUUCGUGACUAAUCGUGUGUUUGUUGUUUUUCUGUUUCUCCCACCCAUCCGCGCACACAGAUCUUGACCAAACUCACUUGAGUAGCAAAAACAAAAUGGAGAACGGCAUACAGGUGGUGCCGCAAACACCGUUACUCGUCAGCGAUUACCUAACACUCAGCGCACCACCCACAUAUUCCCGCCUGCCACCCGACGGCCAUGAGUUUCCGCCCAAUUUCAGCGAACCGCUCAUAAUGCCCCCGCCAAGCACAAACCUGUUGAAGGCUGCCAGCCUAAUGCAAUCCACCACCACCACAAUGACAAUGUCCAGCACAAAGGGCAGCGCCAACAAUAACAACAACACAAACACCAUUUACACAGAGAAACUAUAUACAGCAGCCAGCGCUAACGGUGGACAAACAAUGGUCGCCAGCACACGCACAACACACACACACAUCAGCAACAACGUUGCGAAUGCUGCCCCAGGCGCUGGUGCAACAGUGGCAGCGGCGACGGCUACAUUAACAACACAAUCGGCGUCACCGAAUGGCACAUUGAAGAUAAAUAGCACAAAAGUGGAAAUGCCCACGCUGGAGUUCACCGUCAGCAGCAGCGGCAGUAAAGUGGCCGCCAGCACAGACACAGGCAGCGCACCGCCACCGCUACCGAAAUCGGGACCACCACCCACGGUGCCGCGCAAGGUGUAUCGACAGGAUUUGGUGGUGAAUGUGGAGGACACGCGUCAGCCGACAGAUAAGCGCAGCGAUGUCCUCGCCGAAGCCACCACACCGUCGGGCGCCGGCAACGCUAAAUUAUUAUUCGAGUCAAGACACAGCCGUUCCACGCAGAAUCUUUCGUCGAGCGGUGGUAGCACGCCAACAGCCAACAAAUUGGAGCCGCCCACAUUUGAGCUAGGCGGCAGUGGAAACGACUAUAAGCGUUCGUUGAGCGCGCCACGUCGACACGGCGAUUGGCGUAAGGACGAGAAGUCGGAGAAGAGCGUACGCGACAAGAUCGCUAUGUUUUCCAAUGAUGCGGAAGGAAGUGGCGCUGACACGCCAGUAAAACCCUUGAGCUUUUCAGGCACAAAAAGCGCUACGAAGCCGCUCAACUUAAGCACGGAGAAUUUGCUCGAUACAGCGACUAGCGCGCGCUAUGCCAACACAUCCACUAAUCUGACGAAAACGCGUGCGAUGAGCGUAGAGAAUCUGAAUGAUGUAGCGCGUCAGGUACAGUUAGCCAAACAAUUGCCCACACAAACCUUUUCGGACUCAAUGUAUGCGCUAAAUACAUUGGCCACCGACUAUACGCAGAGUUAUGCGUCAUUGCCGCGUCGCCAUAUGCAACAUUUGGAGCGACGCAUCAGCUUUUCGGGUCAGCCAACCUACAUGCCGGACGAGGCAUCACGCAAGGCUGCCAUAACAAAUAUAUUGGAACAACGGCGCCGUAGCAUGUCCAAGCUGCGCGGUCUGGUUAUACCAGAGCGCCCACAUGUGCCGUUGGAGCCCAUACUAGAUCUGCCUGAGAUCAAAAGUCGUGAUAGUGAGAAGUUGAAAUCCGGCAACACGUCGUCCACAGAUUCCACGGAUAGCGGUGUUGGUUCGAGCAGCGGUUACUUCUCGACAGUGCCACGUCCCGCCAAACGCACAGAGCUAAUACAAAACUCACCGCUUCGUCCACUCACGGUGGCCACCACUAGCAAUACCGCCAACAUUGCCGCAAAUAAUGGUUAUCGUAGCAUUUUCGGCACACAAACCGCUUCGCCACGUCACGCCACAACAGUGCAAUCGCCUUUAGCUAUGUCACAUCAGCCACGACGCUUCGAACCAGCGUUACAGGGCACACCGCCAGCCAAGCCACCGCGCACCUCGCUCAGCGUGCCACCACGUCAGCAUGCCAUGCAUGAAGAAAGCGACUCCGAUUCGGUUUUCUCUUCAAAGGUUUCCUCACCACCCAUGUCGCCGUGCGUGCCACAGUUGCCAGAGAAGUUUGCGCUCACACGCACACUCUCCUCGGAGACUAACACUUCUAUAGCCAGCUCAACUACUUCUACGCUCACAUCCGGCUCGGGUUCGCAGGCGAGCUGUUCCUCAGUGGGUAGCACACCGACAGUUGAUCUGUCGCGUCGUGUACUGAAGUCGGGCUCCAGUGAUUCGGCAACGAAUCGUAAGAAUAUACUUGCAUCGGCGAAGUGUCGCAAUGGACGCGGUGACGCCUCAGCGCUACUACGUAAUCGUCCCUACGAUGAUGAGGACAGCACCGAUGGUUAUGAUGAGGACGAAGUCCGGCGUGUGCACAAAUCGAAACCGCGUUCCACAUCGGGUGCUUCACUGGUGAUAAUGCCCAAUAAGUUGGUGUCAGCGUCAGCACCCAUCAACUAUAAAUUGGUUUCGAAAAAUGACCAAAGUCUCGUCGAUAAGGUCAUCAACGUAGCCGCCUAUGUUGAGGUCACUUCAGAUACAGAUGACAGUAGCCGCAAAUCGGAUAGUACCUCGCCAUUGAAACUCAGUGCCAUGUUAAUCGAUGAAGAACGCAAAGCCAGCUUCAAGGCCGAUCCCAGUCAAAAGGCCAGCACACCGCCGAAAGUGGCAUGCAAACCCAAACCGGCUGCUAUACUGCCAGCAGUGACCGCGGUACCCGUACAACCUGUCACACCACGCAAAGCAACUGAAGUUGUGACGCCACCGAAAAAGUCACAGCCCGAUGCUAGCAAUGAGCUAACACAAUGGAUGCAAGUUGAGGUUGCUAAAAAGGCUACGCAACAGUUCGCCGGUAGGAAUAUAACCGAACGUAAGCCACUCAAGCCAGUGCUUGAGAAAUAUGAGUCCUCGGUGACAAGCACUAAAACUUACAACAGCAAAACAACCACAACAGCGAAGGUAACCACGGCCGAGAUACGUGAAAAGUUCGAACGUACAGCGGCCGCAGAGCGUGCAGCCGCCGCAGCUGCAAAUGCCACAUCGAACGUCUCGCCAGCUGCCUCGACAAAUAGUCUGCUUGCUACUAAAGUCUUGAGCGGCAAAGCUGGUGCUAACUACCACGAACGUUUCCCCUCGCUUGAUUCCGUAGCCUCAUCAUCGUCUGGCGUGAGCUCGAGCACACAGAAUGUGUCCACACAAGAGAAUACCAACGAAUUUGGCAGCUUUUCGUCGCUUGGCAGCAAUCAGAGCUUGAUUACUGCACAAGAUAUACAACAGAUCAUUGAGGAGGCGGAACCGCCACUCAAAACACCGGAAGCUUUCAUAGUGGUGCUACAACGUGAUACGCCCGAGAGUAGUAUUGGCAUCACGCUAGCCGGUGGCUCCGACUACGAAGCCAAGGAGAUAACGAUACAUAAAAUUUUAAACAACACACCAGCCGCCAAGGAUGGACGUCUGAAGAAGGGCGAUCGCAUAUUGGCUGUCAAUGGCAUGAGCAUGCGUGGCCUAACGCAUCGCGAGUCCAUCACUGUGCUGAAGACGCCACGUCCCGAAGUGGUGCUCGUCGUCACACGUUCCGAGUCGGUCAUUGUCAAACCGCUCACCAAGAAACGCUCCUCACUCGGCUCGCUCACUUCGUUGAAUGAGAAACCCACCGAAGUGGAUUACGAGAAGAAGCGUAACUAUCAUAAGGCCUCGCGUUCGCUCGACUUGGAUUUGGAUAUUGUCUCGGCAAGUGAAGAUGCUGGCGCAUCGAAGACACCCAGCACAGUAUCGAGCGCAAGUCCUACGCCGACCACGACUGACACCACUGCCGCCACGUUGGCUAGCAUACGCACGCGGCGCCAGCAAUCGCGUGCCGAUGCGAGUAAAUUGAGCACCAGUGAGCUGCUGGAGCGUGCCGCCGAGACGCGUAACGCCAUUGCUGCGGAAAUUCGUGCGCAAGAAGAUGCCGCCACCGGCUCACGCUCCGUCGAAAUCAUUAAGGACAGCUGCGGACUGGGUUUCUCCAUUGAGGGUGGCUUCGAUUCGCCGUUAGGCAAUAAACCAUUAAUUGUGAAGAAAGUCUUUAUGGGUAAGUGCAAAAAAUAUUAA
Molecule: messenger RNA, 4043 nt
Organism: Bactrocera latifrons
Lineage: Eukaryota; Metazoa; Arthropoda; Insecta; Diptera; Tephritidae
Gene: bbg
Product: serine-rich adhesin for platelets
Exons: 4
Coding region: 147-4043 (1298 amino acids)
Molecular function (GO): protein binding
Source: RefSeq, a predicted model, not a curated record